Molecule: messenger RNA, 3505 nt
Organism: Girardinichthys multiradiatus
Lineage: Eukaryota; Metazoa; Chordata; Actinopteri; Cyprinodontiformes; Goodeidae
Product: runt-related transcription factor 3-like
Exons: 6
Coding region: 2542-3501 (319 amino acids)
Biological process (GO): regulation of cell differentiation; hemopoiesis; regulation of transcription by RNA polymerase II
Cellular component (GO): nucleus
Molecular function (GO): DNA-binding transcription factor activity, RNA polymerase II-specific; ATP binding; RNA polymerase II cis-regulatory region sequence-specific DNA binding
Source: RefSeq, a predicted model, not a curated record
CACAAAGUGACAGAAGGCAUCAGCUCCCUGAAACAGAACCAAAAAGAACCUCCAAUAAACAGUGGUGGUUCUUGAUGUAGAUGAUAGUGAUGGCUGCCCAGGACAGGACAGGACGGGACAUCUCAAGGACUGGAGAGUUAGCUCUCUGAUCUAAACCAACCACUGCAGCUCUGGCUGUAUCUUAUGGUCUUUGUCCUUCUCGAAGGUAAACCUCCACCCCAGUCUCAAAUCUUUUGCUGCCUCCAUCCAUCUUCCCAUCAACUCUGACCAGUCUCUUGAUACCUGCUAACAAAAGCAUCCCACAGCAUUAUGCCCACUAAACUAUGCUUCACCCUGGAGAUGGUGUGUUCAUAGUUGUGUGCGAUGCUGCUUUUUCUGCCACACAGAUCAUGUUCCAACAAGUUCCAGUUUGAACUCAAUUUCAAGCAACCUUGUUUCAGUCUAUCAUAUAAAAUCCUAAUAACUUAAUUUAGAGUUUUGCAACCUUAACAUGACAAAAACAAAGAUGUUUAAGGGGUGUGAAUAUUUUUUCAAGGCACUGUUUAAGGCCAAGACUAAAUAACCUCUUACAGUUUAUAGUUUGUAAAUUAUUAUUUUUUUUUAAUUAUUGAAAAAAACAUUUUUUUUCAAUAAUUAACAUUUUUAGGUCUUAACAUUAUACAGUCAGGGAUCUUCUGCCACCUGGACAGGCUGCAUAGUUUUGAAAUAGGGUGACCUAUGACCCAUCCAUGCCUUUAAGAAUAAACCUAUAGUAAGUGAUUGUCUCAUAUUUGAUUGAAGCAUACACUCGCCGGUUCCCAGGUCAAGACCUGAUGGUGGAAUCUUCCACUCUGAUGUUUUUAGGAUAUUUUAUACACUUUGCCCUGUUGUUGAAUGUUCGAAAGCCAGUUUUUAAAAUGUUGUUGGUAGAUUUAAUUGUUUUCAUUUUACUUGAAAUGAAGUGAAUCAGUCAACAAAAUGAUUUCAUUUGUACUUGUGUUUGGCAAAAAAAAGUAAUUAUUGAACAGUUUUUAUUUCAGAAUAAGUUUUUAUAAUGAUUGCGGACGGUAAAGUUAUUUUGUGGAUAUUUGUGUUAAAAUAUUAAAGGGUUAAAAAAUUGUUGAAAAGCUCUCCGAUGAGAUUUUGCUACUCAGAUGGGUUGUUUUCCUCUCAGUCCCGGCAGUUUUGAUUGAAUUAUGUUCACAGCACCAUUUGCAUGUACAAACAAAUUAAAAAGAGCAACAAUGGAUUCUCCUCAGAGUCUCAGCUUGGAUAAAAACAGAGUUUGCAAAUGUUCCCACACACACCCAGGGUCGAAAGGUUACACGACACACACGCAGUUUGACCACAAUACACACACACACACACACACACACACAGUUUGACCACAAUUUGGUCAAACCUAAAUUUGCAUCGACAUAUACCACUUCCAUACUGAAAAACCAACCUGAAGCCACAUCCUGAACCUCUUUCCUUCUCCCAUGUCUUCUCCUCAUCUCUCCUUUAGACCCCCCCAAUCACUUAAACACCUGACCAUCAACCCCCUUCCUACACCUCUAUCUAUUCUCUGAUUGGCUGGCUGCACUGGUCAGUCACACAGGUGAAGAGAGUUCUGGUUUGGGGUUGCGGACAGGUCUGUCCUCAGCUUCAGACGUUGGUUUCAGGCAGAGUGACGGUUUUAGGUUUUGGGGUUUAUUUGGGUUUCAGCCUCUCUGACCGCCACCAACACCAGUCUGCAGCACGCACCAAACACAAGGUGAGUACCUGCACAUGCACUCACUCAUAUUCAUCAAAAAGAAGGUGGUAGCCUCAAUGCAAACAAAAUAAUAUUUAAAACAUUUAUUUUUUUAACUGAAAAGCGAAAACAAUCAAUUUGUUUAAUUUGCACAAGUUGAGCAAAUAUAAAAAGUGUGAAUUAAGCAAAUCUGAACUGAUGUGAGUUAUAAAAAUUUUAAAAAGAACAAACUAAAUCUCUCAUCUUUUCCAACAGAACAAGUCUAAUAAAUUGUAUAAUCUAUAUUUUAGUUUUUCUUUUGUUUACUCAUCACUUUCUGGGCUAAACAAUAUCAGAUUCUGCAAAAAAGAUGGAUUUACUUUUCCCUCAUUACCUGCACUUGUAAAGUAAUGGUAAAAGAUAAACACAUUAAUUCACUUUAUCUGGAAAAUUUAAAAACAAUCCCCAAAGUUCCCAAAAUGAACAUUUGAUGUCUUUUGUAACUUUUAACCCAAAACAAAUGAGUUUACUAUCAAAGUCGUGGCUAAUCUGUCCACCUGCUUUUUGACAAAACAUAUUAUUAUUGGAAUAAAUGUUAUACUUCCAAACUGUUGCGUGAUCACUUGUAACACCUGUAUUAGUUGAAUCCGUAACUUCUGUUAGUGUAACAGUGAGAAAAGGAAAAGUCUAGUAAGAACAGAACCAUCACUGAUCUUGGGUUUCCCCGUUUAUAUUGAUUUACACAAAGCUGUGACUUAAACACCAGAUAACCAACACUACUAUCGCAUCAUGUAUCAAAGUGUUUAGAUCUGUGAUAGCAUUAACCAGAAUGUCGCCCAGUUUGAUUAAUGUUGCUUUUUUUAUUUGUUCAACAGGUUCUCAUGGCUUCAAACAGUCUGUUCAGCAGCACCAGCCCCAUACUGUACCGGGGAACUGUGGGGAAAUGUCGGCAGGUUCCGUCCCCUAAACUUCAACAACCGGAUGAGCAGGAAGGGAGUAUUCCAUUGCAGCAACACGACACCGCAUCCCAAAGAGGCCUAGUACCCACCGACAGCCCAAACUUCCUCUGCAGCAUUCUGCCGCGGCAUUGGAGAUGUAACAAAACCCUGCCAAGAGCUUUCACAGUAGUCGCACUGGGUAAUGAUGUGCCAGACGGUGUGGUUGUGACAGUGAUGGCUGGCAAUGAUGACAAUUGCAGCGCCGAGCUACGCAAUGCCACAGCAACAAUGAAGCAAGGUUAUGCCCAUUUCAACGAUCUCCGCUUCAUAGGUCGCAGUGGAAGAGGUAAAACCUUUACCCUGUCAAUUAAUGUUCUGACCUCACCUCCUCAAGUAGCCACGGUACACAGAGCCAUUAAGAUUACUGUGGAUGGACCUCGACUGCCAAGACGUCAGAGACAGAAAGAGCUGAAAUCAGGAAUAUUCCGGACUCCCAGCAGCAUCAGCAGUACUACCCCAUUAGACUGCAGAUCCUUUUCCUCCUCUUUGUGGACCAAUGAGCCAUCACUUCUUGGUCAGGUGACAUCUCUGACAUCCUCCUUCACUCCAGCUCCUAGACUGCAUCAUCUGCCCACUGUGCCCUUCUCCACCCAGUCUCCUCCAUAUAACUCCUACUUGUCCUCUGCUCCUCAUGUUCCCCCUCUGAGGAGCCAUAGUGGUCCAUUCCAGGCAGGCAGUUUCUACUACGGAUCAAACCAACCACUCCAAAACACAGGGGAGGACCGCAACAUUGUUGCACCUAUGUUCAAUUACAUAGAAGGGUCAUAUCUUACCAUGAGAAGUGAGGAGCCUGUCUGGAGACCUUACUGAUGAC